Molecule: messenger RNA, 1554 nt
Organism: Suillus subalutaceus
Lineage: Eukaryota; Fungi; Basidiomycota; Agaricomycetes; Boletales; Suillaceae
Exons: 8
Coding region: 441-1361 (306 amino acids)
Source: RefSeq, a predicted model, not a curated record
CUUCAGAUGAGACUCGGAGAUAUUAUCGCGGAGAUUAAUUAUGUGAGCUCAGGUAAGCCAACGGAGGCCAACGGGCAAGUAUAGAAGGCUGUGAUGAAUCUGAUGAUAGAACUAACAAAUCAACUAGUAGCCCAAGACAAAUCACAUUGAUGAGCGCGCGACAAUUUUUUUUGUGCGCCUGCUGUGUUUCUUGCUUGGCAGCAUCAUGGGCUAUGAGACAAACAUGUUGAUUGUCCCGGAUCUGAUGUACAUGCUGUGCAGUUGUCCAGCUCUUUGAUCAGUGAUGGCACAACGAGUCAAGCCCCGCUGCUUCCACUGGCGACUGCACAGUGGUUGUUACGGAGAACUUUUUGAUGCAGAGCUACCAGGGACUACCUAACAGUAUAUAACUGGCAGGGUCUGCUAGGCACCGGCUUUGUUCCUUCUCUCUUUUAUCCGUCAUGUCGCUACUCAACUUGAAGGUAUGGCCGUCGAUAGUGGCCUUGGUGGCAGCCACUGCACCCCAAGGUGCAUUUGCGCAGAUAGUGGCAAAUAUAACGUGCCUCUCCUCCUUUGGCUGGAUGAACAACAGUCUUGGCCAGACCCCUUGCUUAGUUACUGCCUACCUCGGGAGCCCCUGCGCUGGUGGAAGCGCUGAGAUCGUUGCUAUCCCUGCGGGUACUCAAUAUUCAGGUCCCCCGCUCAGUGGAGCAAACCCUUGCCAAUGCAAUUCAGUAAUCUACUCACUGACGAGCGCGUGUGGUGUUUGCCAGGGCCUCAUUCCUGUGACCUGGAGUUCCUGGAAAACCUAUUGCACAACGGCUUUUACACAAUCAUAUCCAAUGAACAUUCCGACUGGCACUGCAGUUCCGAAUUGGGCUUACUUGGAUGUCGUAACUAGUAAUAUUUUCAAUGCCACCGCAGCGCAGCUGGAUGGAGAUUUGCCGGAAUCCAAAGCGACCUCGUCACUAUCCAUUAUUUCGACCGUGAUCGUGUCGCCAUUGGCUAGCGUCACUUCGACUAUAUUGAUAUCCGCUAGCUUACCCGCUUCGACCACGAGCACAGGAUCUUCAACGCCUACUUCCAAGAGCUCGGACGUUGGGGCUACAGCUGGGGGUGUUGUCGGAGGAAUUGUUGGAGUUGGAGCCAUCGCAGGUCUUGCAGCAUGGUUCUUCAUCAGGCGUCGUCGCUCUCGCAGAGCACCCUUACCCACUUUCAGCCAACCCCAAAUGACGCAGCCUCCGCGUUUCUAUGAUCCCGCCGACCCGAGCACUUUCCCGCUGCCAUUGUCCUCUACCAUACAAACCAACACAUCGUCGGUCAACCAAAACUUUUCACAGCAGUCGCGUCCUGGGCAGUAUAAUGGUGUUCCGGAGGUCUAAAAUAGCCCGUAAAGUUGAUCUUUUGAUGCUACUCCCUCAUAGAAUUGGACAACACAUUAUACCAUACGACAGAUUGGCAGGGAGUUCGGCUGCAGACGACGUGGGUUUGUAAUGAGCCUUAUGCAGCGGUUCCACUGAUGCAGAUGAAAUGUACUAGAGGAUACCUGACCUGGGAUUUUACCGGGCAAAAUAG